AUGGCGUCCAAGCUGGAGGAGAAGCUUGUCAGUGACGGCGCAACCUCCCCCGUGGGCAGCGACCUUGCAGUACAGCCAAUAAACACCAAGUGCAUUGUUCCUGUGGACGGCCCAAUUGUCCAGGCUGGCAACUCGAGUGUGGCGUCGAUCUCCUCCGCCUUCGGGAGCGAUGCUUCAAGCGUGGCCGAAGUGGCCGUCUCCGAGUCUUACCCUGCUGUCCCAAUCGUGGUAGACGCCGUGGUCAAUGAUGCAGUGGACAAGAAUACAGUGGAUGUUUCAGUAGAGCCUGAAGACACUCACAAGACCAUCGCUAGCCAAGAUGAUGACGACCUUGAGGAGAUCUCCGAACUGACCCCUGCUGCAACAACUGUGGUAGAUACCAAGAUCGACAAUACAGCUAACAAGGACAUUGCUUCGGUUUCGUUAGAGCUUGCAACGACUCAAGACAUCAACAAUGCUACUUCUGGUCCAGUUGAGCCUGAAGCGACUCAAGAUAUCAUCACUAAAGAUCGUGACGACGACCUUGAGACCGUGUUCGAGCCCGCAGCCGCCGCAUCAACGAUGAUCCAUGCCAAGAAUGAUGGUACAGUUGGCAAGGACGUCGCUUUGGGCUGCACUGAACCAGAUGCGACUCGCGACGUUGGACCUGCUGAGGCACCGAAGCCUACAGGCAGUGUGCCUCCUCACUUGCGCCCCAGCAGUCAGUCCUCAGCGAUCCCGCAAUCUCGGUACGCCGAUGUGCCUCGAGCUCCGCGCAACAAUUAUGCCAACAACUCGUUACGGGAAUUCAAUGGCCGUGAAGAGGUAGCGCGCUUGAGCGCCCAAAUGAUGAAGGUGCGCAAUGAGCUGGACGCCGAGCGCAAGAAGAGCGCGAACAUGCGCGCUUCGAUCGAGCAAGAGGUGCAGAAUACAACAGACAACGCUCUAGCCCGACUGACUACAGAGCUAUUCCACAAGCAAGUAAAGACCCUCACACAGCAAGGCAAGCUCGAAGCCAAGGAGCGUGAGCUUUUGUUUCGGCAAGCACAGAUUGAGCAAACCGAGGUCUUCCUCAGCGAAGGUCAGAAGCAGGUGUAUCGCCAGGCAAACAUGGGUGAUGACGAUGUGCAAGAGGGCACCCUGAGCAUGGCAGAGGUGAACCGUGAGUACGAGCGUCGUCAGGCCGAGCUUGUUGCUCAGAAGAACGUCUCCGACCGCGAAGGCCAAAUGUCAAUCCGCGACAAAGCACUUCAGCUCCGUGAGGCAGCUCAGAUGAUGCGCGAACAGCAGUACAAAGCGCUGAUUCGCGGCGCCCUGGAAGCUGAACGUCGCGAGAUUGCCAUGCCGAACAUGGAUGCGAAGCUGGAAGAGGUCGCCGACGUUGAGUACAAUCGCGGAUUUGGUGCAGGCAAGGUAGCUGGUCGGGCUGCAGCUGACAAAGGCGCGCACGAUCAGAGCUUCCUGGAGGGGUACAGUGCUGCUCGUCGCGCUGAGGUCGCACUGAACAAGCUGAAGAUGGGAACCAUGGCUCGUGACAGCCCUGAGCUCGACUUCCUGUACAACUCCAGCCACCCCUACAACCUCUUUGCCAUGGGCGCGAGGAUUGGAAGCGUGGAUUUCGACAAGCAGAAGUCUUUGGCGAACGUCAUGCUGAACCAGGGUGAGAAGAAGCCUGCGGAAAUCAUUAGUUACACUCAGGGAGGGAAGAAGACAAGCCAAGAGCAGAAGAGGCCCGAAGAGGCUGUUCGCAGGCUCCCUCCUGCCCGGCCAACCUUUGCUUCCGAGCUUCGUGGACCUUCAAACAUGCACGACGGCCAGCCCGUACUUGCUAACGGCUCAGCCACAUCUCCCCCCAUUGACAGCGUCUACGAGGGCAGAAAAGUGACAAAGUACGAGGACGUUCAGGGCGACAGCUUGAUCGAUCUGUACUAG
Messenger RNA from Parastagonospora nodorum SN15, 1911 nucleotides. RefSeq lists its product as hypothetical. The record is from RefSeq and is a predicted model, not a curated record. NCBI's taxonomy places the organism in Eukaryota, Fungi, Ascomycota, Dothideomycetes, Pleosporales, Phaeosphaeriaceae. Bases 1 to 1911 code for a protein of 636 amino acids. The transcript is spliced from 2 exons.